AUGGCCCAGAGAGCUCUAGGCCGCUUGGUCACCCACGAGUUGUGCGCUGCCGGGGGUAGCCUGGACCUGGGGGAGCUGGUGCGGAGGCUCCGGGCCGGCAUUAGCGAGGAAGUCCUGGAAAAGACGCUGCGCAAACUGUAUGAGAAGCGCUUCGUGUUGCGGACGCGCUCUGAGGACUGCGAAGAGGGAGUCCGCGGCGCAGGUGGAGGGGGCGGGGGCGGGGGCGGCGGCGGCCCUGAGCGCGGUCCGGUUGUGGUGGUGGUGGCCGCCAGCGACGUGAGGUUGUGCCAGGCGUACUCGAGCGUCUGCGACGGGAGCUGCGGGCAGCUGCAUCUCUGCAAGUUUUUCCUCUACGGAACUUGCAAAUUCAGCAACUCCAGGAAACCAUGUAAGUAUAGCCACACCAUACAUAAUUUACACAACGUUACCAUCCUGAGAAACCUUGAGAUUGAGGACCUACAAUUGGAUGAACUCUGUCAGCUUUUGCUUCAGAAUGAUCCUGCGCUCUUGCCAGAGAUCUGUGCCUACUACAACAAAGGAGAUGGCCAAUACGGUGCUUGUACCUUUAAAAAGACUUGCGUCAAACUCCACCUCUGCCAGUACUACUUGCAGGGAAACUGCAGGUUUGGCAGCAGCUGCAAGCGGGCCCAUGACUUCAGCCAAGAGUGUAGAGAAAAGUUGAGAAAGUAUGGGAUAGGCUCUGCUGCCAUUAGCAAGCUGCUUUCCACUUACAGAAAUGCUUUUGACAUCAAAAGUGGGAACUCAGCACCUCAAAAAGAAAGAAGACAGAGUGGCAACUCUGUGCCCCCAAACACCAGCGAGGAGAGCGAUCAGAUUUGCUUGUACCACAUUCGGGAGGCUUGCUCCUUUAAAGAUAAAUGUUUUAAAGUCCAUUUUCACUUGCCGUAUAGAUGGCAAUUCUUUGAUGGGACCACAUGGAAGGAUUUGAAAGAAAUGGAGAAGAUCGAAAAGGCAUACUGUGACCCUUCAAGAAACCAGUGCAUCUCCCCCUUUGCCAACUUCGCCGGCUUCUCCGCCUCCCUCCCGUUCGACAGCAUGAGGAUCGGCCCGUACAAGGUCCGGCGCCUCUCCACGGUCUCGUCCGUGCUCAAGCCCCCACACUUCAUCCUCACCACCGACUGGCUCUGGUACUGGGAGAAAGAGGCCAGCCUGUGGCAGGAGUACGGAGUGAAGGGGAUGGAGCACCACAUAGCCACGGUGAGCAGCGCUGAUGUGGAGAAGGCCUAUCUGAGCCAGGAGUCCCCCGUCCUCCUCUUCUCCGCCGGAAAGUACCGCUACGAGUUGGAUUUCAAAGCCAUGACUCAGAAAAACUUGGACAUUGGCACGGUCAGAAGCGUCCGUCGGAGGCCGAAGUAUGUAUCUCCAGAGGACGUGAAGAUAAAGCGGAGCUGCGGUGACAAAUUACACGUCCCGAAGGACAUUCCAUCUUACUGGGAUACGUCUGCCUUGCCUGACCUGGGAUUUAAGUCCAUCUCCCUUCCCUCCUCUUCUGAAGAAUAUAAGUCAGUCCAAAACCAGUUUUUCCGUACGCUGCCCAAUUACACCAUUCAGAAGAUCCAGAGAAUCCAGAACCCGUCGCUCUGGGAAGUGUAUCAGUGGCAGAAAGUCCAGAUGAAGAAAAGUAACGGGGGGCAGGAAGUGGAGGAGAAGUUACUGUUUCACGGUACCAGCCCCGAGUACGUCGAUGCCAUCUGCCAUCAGAAUUUUGACUGGAGGAUCUGUGGUCUUCAUGGCACUAGCUAUGGCAAAGGAAGCUACUUUGCUCGCGACGCCGCCUAUUCCCACCACUACAGCAAGCCCAACCAGGGAUCGCAGCCCAUGUUCUUGGCCCGGGUUCUGGUGGGAGACUAUACCAGGGGCAGCUCCACCUAUCUUCGGCCCCCUCCCAAAGAAGGCCAAAGAAACGUCUUCUACAACAGCUGCGUGAACAGCCUCAGCGACCCUUCCAUCUUUGUGAUCUUCGAGAAGCAGCAGAUUUACCCCGAAUAUCUCAUCUGGUACAUGCCCGCCCUGAGGAGUGUCUAAGGUGGCCUCUUCUAGCAGUGCCGUCGAAACAAAGGCUUUGGGACAGGACCUUUCUCUGCUUCUCUUGGCCUUUCCCUCACGUGGAGAAAGAGCCAAUUGCAUUGUUUUUGAAAAAAAUUCUUAAAAAAGUUUUAAUGUCCUGUUUUGCACAGGCUUCCAUAUGACUUUUUGCUAAAGGAGAGUUUUUCUCAUAGAUUGUUGACUUCUCCUUACCGAAUUAUAACAUCCACAGCAGAGUAAUCUAUGGUUUAUCAUGAGGAUACAUGUGAUAGCCAAACCUAUUUUUUCCACUUUUAACUGCCAAGUUUUUGUUAAGAAUCCCUAGUUAGGGAUUCUUAUGUCUUGAUAGCAGAAUUGCACUAACUUAAAAAAAAAAAAGAAAAUCUUUUAAUGAUAUCUUGUUUUUAUAUCACCUUCAUUUCCAAAUCGCCCCUUUUCUGCCUUACCAAGCUCGCCUUGUGAUAGUCCCUUAAACAGAGCAGCUCAAAACGCUAAGCGAGAAAUCAACUUAGACCGGCAAAGUGGGCAGCGUCGCACACGGGCCUCCCCCUGCCAAGAACUGCCUGGCUUUUCCUUAGGCCAAAUCCAGUCCUUUCGCAUCCGCCUUCGUCCUCUUCGUAGUCGUUAAAUUAUGGUCAGUAGCACCUGGAGCUCUACUGGCCAAGCCUGGCUCCCCAGCAGGGAAGCUCAGGGCGCUUUUGUGUCCUGUAUCAGUCCGAGCAGAAACCCCAUAAAGAAUUCUCUGGGACUGACAUUGUCGGGAGGAUUUUUAGAAAGUUAAUUGCUGCUCUGCGGUGUAGACAAGCCAUUUGUAAGCACUGACUUCCGACUAAGCCACUUUGUCCUUCCGCCUUCUUGCCGGGGAGGAGGGAGCCAUCCUGUCCAGUACAAAUUUUACAUGUGAAUGUACGUCACGAAUGAAUAUGGAAAUAAAAGGAUGUUCAUCUCCCAA
Messenger RNA from Gracilinanus agilis (Agile Gracile Mouse Opossum), 2998 nucleotides. RefSeq names its product poly(ADP-ribose) polymerase family member 12 (gene PARP12). The transcript is spliced from 12 exons. The coding region runs from base 1 to 2046 and encodes 681 amino acids. Lineage: Eukaryota; Metazoa; Chordata; Mammalia; Didelphimorphia; Didelphidae. The record is from RefSeq and is a predicted model, not a curated record. Gene Ontology annotation, molecular function: NAD+ poly-ADP-ribosyltransferase activity; metal ion binding.